Amoebophrya sp. A25 is the source of this 198-nucleotide messenger RNA. Lineage: Eukaryota; Dinophyceae; Syndiniales; Amoebophryaceae. The record is from the annotation of a GenBank genome assembly.
CGCGAAGAAUCGAGGAUGAUUUACGUCGCGUGGAAAUCCUGCCUUUGUUCAAUACAGGGGCAGGACACACAGACGCUGAUCGACGACUGCGCACGGUGGGGUCGCAGUUCCUUUCUCAUGUACUCUAUUCCAACAGACUUCUGCUGGAACAGAGGGACCCCGAGGGAGCUUCCACCGCUGCAGCUGCUCGGCGUGCAC